Messenger RNA from Saprolegnia parasitica CBS 223.65, 1338 nucleotides. RefSeq lists its product as hypothetical. The record is from RefSeq and is a predicted model, not a curated record. Lineage: Eukaryota; Oomycota; Saprolegniomycetes; Saprolegniales; Saprolegniaceae. Bases 1 to 1338 code for a protein of 445 amino acids. The transcript is spliced from 2 exons. Gene Ontology annotation, cellular component: BAT3 complex. Gene Ontology annotation, molecular function: misfolded protein binding; polyubiquitin modification-dependent protein binding.
AUGAGCCGCUACGUCCUGAGUCCGCGCGCCGCUGCCGCCGGGGGCAGCGUCGGCGCGUCCAUGCUGCGCUACACGGCCGUACCUCGGGAGCACGAAGACGACCAUGCGACGCCCAUCGAGGCCACGGUGCUCGUCUCGGACGCGCGGGCGACGUCGCCACGCCUGCGUAGACGGUCCUCGGCCGACGACACCCAUGCGACCGUCUCGUCGCCGCGCGCCGCACCGGCGCCCGUCGAGCCAUCGCAUCAUGACGCGCCUGCGCUGGACCCGCUCGAAGACGUUGGCGGCAACCUCCGUAUCCGCAUUCUCGACCUCAACGGCAAAGUGUUUGAUAUUCACGCCAGCGCCGAGUGGCCCGUGGGCCAGCUCAAGGCGGUUGUGCGCAACAAGAGCGGUGUCGACGAGAGCCGCCAGCGCCUUAUUUACCGCGGACGUGUCCUGGACGACGAAGGCACGCUGAGCGAGUACAAGCUCGAGGACGGGCACACGGUGCACCUUUUCGUGCGGCAGGUAGCGACGCCGCCCGAGCCCGAGGCGGCGUCGCAAGCAUCCGCGAGCAGCGUGCCGCCGCCGACGUUCAGCUUUGACGACCACCACCACCAGAUCCACUUUGGCGCGAACGAAACGAUCACGUCGGCGGUGUUUCCGUCCGAGUCGGCGCGCCGCCUCGACCCGCUCAUGCUCGACUCACCGCUCGGGAUCGCUGCGCGCCGCGUCAAGCUCUGGGCGUCGUUCAUCCUCAUCAUCAACACGAUGAAGCUCCUCGGCGAGUUUGCGUUCCUCGCCAACAUGCGCGCCAUGCACGCGCAGCGCAACGUCGAUGCGAACAUUGAGAAAAUGUACAAGUACAGUCCGCUCUACGACGGCAACUCGUAUGUGACGGCCGCCAAGCUCUUUUCGUAUGCGUGGGGCGUCUACGUCGGCUGCGUCGGCUUCAAGGCCGCGCACGACACGGACCUCCGGCCGAUCCGAACGUACUGCUCGGGCAUUGCGAUCCUCGCCGUCUUCUCGGUGGCCGAGCAAGCGUACGAGAUUUUCCACUUUUCCCAGUGGGACCCUGUCGAGUACGAGCAAGUGAAGGCCAAGACGCAGAUGUACGCGCAGCAAAAGCCAUCGCUGGACGAGCUCAUUCGGUCGUCGAUCAUCCAAACCUUCCUCCUCGCGAUCAUGUGGUGCUGGGCCGUGCGCCACGCCGUCUUGCACAAGGAAGAGGUCGGGCAUCAUAAUGCGAUUCUGGCGGCCGCGGCCAUGAGCGCGGUGCCGCUGCCGCCGCUCGAAUCGAUCGCUGCCGGCAACAUUGAAGACCGCCCGGCCAUGGUCCGCUCCACAAAACGAUAA